Messenger RNA from Polyodon spathula (Mississippi paddlefish), 1735 nucleotides. Its product is annotated as cell adhesion molecule 3-like. Gene Ontology annotation, biological process: homophilic cell-cell adhesion. Gene Ontology annotation, cellular component: presynaptic membrane. NCBI's taxonomy places the organism in Eukaryota, Metazoa, Chordata, Actinopteri, Acipenseriformes, Polyodontidae. The coding region runs from base 172 to 1680 and encodes 502 amino acids. The transcript has 13 exons. The record is from RefSeq and is a predicted model, not a curated record.
AGAGACGCCGUGUUGCCGAAAGAGAGAAGGCAAAGAGAGAGAAAGGCGAAUUAACGCAAUUUGGGAUCCAACCCAGCAAAAAUCGUGCAGGGGGAUCCCGAGCUGGGAAGAGCGCAGAUUUCGUUUUUUCAACUCGUUCCGUUCAUCGGAUUACAGUGUCGAAAUACAGAGAUGACGUCUUCCACACAUCACACCCUCCUGCUGUUCUGUUCAGCAACGAUUCUGGUCGCCCAUGGCAACUUGGUGAUGUAUGGAGACCCUUUCCAGCCAGUCACUAAAGACGAGAUCGUCUCGUCGGGUGGAACGGUCACUCUGACCUGCACGGUGGAGGACAAUGACAACUCGUCCCUCCAGUGGUCAAACACUGCGCAGCAGACCCUGUACUUCGGGGAGAAGAGAGUCGACGCCCACGGAAACAGGAUCCAGCUGGUGAAGUCGACGCCCACGGAGCUGUCAAUCAGCAUUUCUGAUGUGGAGCUGUUGGACGAGGGAGAAUACACCUGCUCCAUAUUCACCAUGCCUGUGAGGACAGCGAGAGCGACUGUCACUGUGCUGGGGGUCCCGCAGAAGCCUCGGAUUUCAGGGAACACCGAUCCCGUCGAGGAUGGGGGGAAGCUCAAACUCACCUGCACCACUUCAGGAAGCAAACCCCCAGCGAGACUGCGCUGGUGGAAAGAGGGACAAGAACUGGAAGGCUUCCCCAGCACGGUGGAGUCGGACCCGGACGGCCGCUCCUUCAAGGUGACCAGCGACAUCGUGCUGACCGUCACGAAGUCGGACAACCACGCCACCAUCAGAUGCUCCGUCGACCACGAGUCAAUGCCCUCCGCGGAGAAAUUCACCGAAGAGAAGAUCGAAGUGCUGUUCAAACCCUCAGUGGUGAUCAAGCCCAUGAACAAUCUACCGAGAGAAGGAGACAGAUUCCACCUGGACUGUGUGGGCUUAGGAAAUCCAGAUCCCGCAUCGUUCUCCUGGAGGAAGGAGAGCGGGGAGCUGCCUGUCCUGUCCAAGAAAGAGGACAACAGACUGGUGUUCGAGGCCCUCAACAAAUCUGAUGAUGGGACGCUGGCAGGUUCUUCUCCUGUUGUCAUGACCACAGGACUCCGGGAGUUGUUUAGACUACUACUGUCCAAAAUCUGCAUGGGGGACGCUCCGAUCUUUGUCUCCGUAGCCUCGACCUUCUCUACCCGCACGGAUUGGGAGGGCUUCCAUUUCCCAGAAGGAGUCUCUCAGCUCUGUCUACACUCUCCUCUCUUUCUCUCCCUCUCCUCUCUCUCUCUCCUUCUCUCCUCAUUCCGCUCAUCUUUACUGUCAGAGCUCUCUCCUCCCUCUCUCAUUCCCCCCAUCAGCAGCACUCUUUCUCCAGACAGUCUGACACACUCCCCCACUUCCAGCAAGGCACACAGGGACACUACAGGUGUCAUCGAGGGGCCAGACCCGACGGCUAUGCCCGCCUCCAACAGUAUAGACCACGCUGUGAUUGGCGGAGUGGUGGCGGUCAUUGUCUUCAUCGUCCUGUGUCUGUUGAUCGUGUUGGGACGCUACUUGAUCAGGCACAAAGGGACGUACCUAACCCACGAAGCGAAAGGCUCCGAUGACGCUCCCGACGCCGACACAGCCAUCAUCAACGCCGAAGCGGGCCAGUCCGGAGCAGAGGAUAAGAAAGAAUACUUUAUAUAGAGACGGGGGAAUGGGAGAGAGAGAGGGGGGGAGAGGAGGGAGAGAGAAUCGCUAC